GAGAGCCUUUUCUUUACAUUUAUUCUAGUGUUCACUGAUGCAUCAUCUCUGAUCUUCUGGAGUUGCUAUGAAAUCUAGUGGGUCAGUAUUUACAACGCAGAAUCCUUUCCCACCUGCAUCAACUGUGAGGAGAGCACACUACCAUCCAUCCCGCAAGCAAUCCCUGUCAAAGAAAGAGAAGAAAACUACCCUGAGUCCUGUUCGUUCUAAUCAGAGCUCCAGUCAACAGCCACGUUCUCAAACCCAGGAAACACAAGAGUUAAAUGAGAAUCAUGAUGAUGGUUUUUCUGUUCCUGAUGGACAUGCGUACAGAGAGACAUGGCCCUCCACUGACCGCGGAUCCUCUCCUGACAUGUUGAUGGACAAAUGGGCUGCUCUAUCAGAGACCAUUUCCUCAGGCGUUCAGGAUGAGUCAGUGCAUGCAAAAUACGUAGAACGUUUUCGCCACGGUCAGCCUUGGAGUAGAGAGGAACGCCAACAGAUGGCCUCUGCCAAUGAAGAAUGGUGGGCGUCGCACUCAUCAGUCCCCAGUUCAACUCCAUCUAAAGCUGCAUACAAAGAUGGCCAUGAUCCUGCCAGUUACAGCCCAGCUGGACAGCAUAAACAUGAGACGUCCUUCUUUGUUUUGUCUGACUCUUCUCAGAGUGAAUUUGAUGACACAGAAAUACUUAACCUUCAAGAAAGGGCCAGCAACCUUCUUCUCAGAGGUGAUGGGUCUAUUCCUGUCAGCUCAGAUGGCCUGGGGUGCUCAGACUUUUCAUCCCCAGUUACAGUAGAUGAACCAGUGCAACAACCUUCGAUUCCGAUCAUGAUCAAACCAACUGCUGUAUGGUUUACAUCCGACGUUAUCUUAGACUCUGUUUAUGUAUCAUCUUCCCAAAAAACCAUCCCUGCUCUGGCACCUCCAGCACGUCCAGAGGAGGACAUUUUGUUCCAGUGGCGUUUAAGAAGAAAGAUGGAGCAAGCCAGAGAGUUGUCCCAGUCUGCUCAGUGCACCAGUUAUCAAGAUGCUGCUUUUAGCUGGCAGACCCCUGCUUUAUUCCAGCCUUCACCUUGCAGACAACCUUACAAGCAACAACAGAGCUCACACCCUCCACAGUUCUCACAAAGAGAUGUUCACCUACGUGACACAAUUCCCCAACCUGAAACCAGAGAGUCCCACAGACUCUUUGACCCGUCUCCAAGUCCUCCAUUUCUGUCUGUUGUUGCCUCCGGCUCUUCAGCAUCUCAAACCCAGGCUCUUGCUCAUGUUCCUGCUCACAUGCAUUUACUCUGUGAUGUCCUCCCCUGCCCCAUCCAGUCAUCUCAUGCUAAAGAGGAGCAAAGUGUUUCAAAAAGGUUAGACCAACCUCAAACUAAAGUUGUCCAUAAGAAAACCAAAGUUCCUGAAGGCUUAUCUGAAAUCGCCAGUGAAGAACGUAUGAUCUCCUCACUACAUGCAACAAUUGGAACUGGAGAGGCAGAAGUGCACAGUCACCAAAAAGUGCCUGAGAAGAACAGGAAGAAGAACUUGAAAUCAGGAAAGAAGACUACCCUGUCCACCAGGGAGCAGAGAAAAUCACCAAGGAGUUGUUCACAUCAAAAUCUUCCAAAAAUGGCCACAAUGUUGAAAGAGCAGCAUCGACAGGAAGGAAGCCAGAAGAUUACAAAUGGAAGCUGCACCAGUGAUCAUGAACCACGACCUUCUCCAGUCCACACUGCGUUAGGACAGGCAGUUUCUGAAGUUUUGUUCCCUGCAGCAGCUUCAUCUCCACCUCAGAGGAUCUGUGUGUCCUCAGUUUCUCUUCCUCACACAACCUCUUCCUCACAACCUCCACUUCCGUCACACAACUCUCUGGAAGUCAUUUCACAGCUGCUUCAAGAAGCUGAAGAUUCUGAUGAACAGGAGUUUGAAGAUGAUCCUUUACUGCAAGUUCUUCGCCAACAGAGAAAAUGGGUCAAAGAUCAGAUCAGUGAAGUGAACGUGAUGCUGAAUGAAUUUCCGGAGGAGCAACAAGUUACUUGAACAUAUGAU
Molecule: messenger RNA, 2014 nt
Organism: Nematolebias whitei (Rio pearlfish)
Lineage: Eukaryota; Metazoa; Chordata; Actinopteri; Cyprinodontiformes; Rivulidae
Gene: proser3
Product: proline and serine rich 3
Source: RefSeq, a predicted model, not a curated record